CAUCAUUACAUUCGUUCAAGGGUGACAGCCUCGCCCAGCACAGCACAGCACAGCACACAAGAAAGUUCGUCAUCAAUUCAUUUCCCAAUCCCCCCAACGGUCGUUACUUCAAUUUUAUAUCACACGCCUGCUCCAUCGCGGCGUACAAAAACCCCCCAUCGCAGCUACAUUAUAACCACACCAUAACUACCCCUUGCAUCAAAAAGGACCCCUCGUUCAGCCACGACACCCCCUUCCUUCGUUUCGCCGCGGGCGACCCGCUCCAACCAACCCAAUGCUCCUCCCUAAAGGCGGCGCGACGACGACGUGGAAGUCGGCGCGCUCCCGCUUCCCGCCCUCGCGCGCGGUGUGGGUGUUUGUUACGAGGACGAGGUUUCUGCUUGGAGUUGCGCUGUUUGGGGUUGUGCUUUUGACAUGGAGGAGUAUUCGGGCUUCGGCGGCGGAUAUGCAGAGGUUUUACUGCUGGGGACCGUCCAAGUCGCCCAUGGACAUGUCGUCGAACGAGUACAGCGAGUGGACACGCAACCUCCAGACGCCGGUGCUGUUUAACCACCACGCCCCCAUCACCAUCAACUCCUCCACCAUCCAACGCAUCGACAUGAACACCUUCACCUCCACCCCCACCGCAGCCGCCAACAACGAGCGCGUCCUCCUCCUCACGCCCCUCCGCGACGCCUCCGCCUACCUCAGCAAAUACUUCGACCUCAUCUCCCAACUCACCUACCCCCACCACCUCAUCGACCUCGGCUUCCUCGUCGGCGACUCUACAGACGACACCCUCGCCGUUCUCUCCAAGGAGCUGGAACGCAUCCAGAAGCACCAGGACAGCGUGUCCUUCAACAGCGUGACGAUCAUCGAGAAGGACUUCGGCGCCGAUGAGAUAGUAGGCAUGGACGUCGCCGACCGACAUGGGUUCGAGGCGCAGGCGCCGCGGCGGAAGUCGAUGGCGCGGGCGCGCAACUACCUGCUGUAUGCGACGAUGAAACCCGAGCAUUCGUGGGUGUACUGGCGGGACGCGGAUAUUGUGGAGAGCGCGCCGGAGAUCCUGGAGGACCUGAUUGCGCAUGACAAGGAUGUGAUUGUGCCGAAUAUCUGGUUCCAUCGGUAUAAGGAGGUGGAUGGGAAGAUGGUGGAUGUGGAGGGAAGGUUUGAUUAUAAUUCGUGGAUUGAGACGGAUAAGGGGAGGAAGCUGGCGGCGAAGUUGGCGAAGGAUGAUAUUCUUGUGGAAGGUUACAAGGACCAUUAUGAUACUGGCAGGCGGUAUAUGACGACAGAAGGCGACUAUCGCGAAGACAAGGACGUCGAGUGGCAGCUCGAUGGCAUUGGAGGCGUCAAUAUUGUCGUCAAAGCUGAUGUCCACAAGUCUGGCAUCAACUUCCCCUGCUACGCCUUCGAAAACCAAGCCGAGACAGAGGGCUUCGCAAAGAUGGCUAAGCGCGCGAAAUACGAAGUCGUCGGCCUCCCCAACUACGUCGUCUGGCACAUCGACACGGAGGAGAAGCCGCGCUAAUACUUUUUUUAUUCUUCUUCGUCUUUUAUUUUACUUUUAAUCCGGGG
Molecule: messenger RNA, 1557 nt
Organism: Pseudogymnoascus verrucosus
Lineage: Eukaryota; Fungi; Ascomycota; Leotiomycetes; Thelebolales; Thelebolaceae
Exons: 4
Coding region: 275-1510 (411 amino acids)
Biological process (GO): cell wall mannoprotein biosynthetic process; protein N-linked glycosylation
Cellular component (GO): mannan polymerase complex
Molecular function (GO): alpha-1,6-mannosyltransferase activity
Source: RefSeq, a predicted model, not a curated record